Molecule: messenger RNA, 728 nt
Organism: Hypoxylon trugodes
Lineage: Eukaryota; Fungi; Ascomycota; Sordariomycetes; Xylariales; Hypoxylaceae
Exons: 2
Coding region: 141-563 (140 amino acids)
Molecular function (GO): oxidoreductase activity
Source: RefSeq, a predicted model, not a curated record
UGACUCCUCUCGUAAUCUUUCUCAUACUUAAAGGACUUCCCAGGAGACAAGACAGGGCUGGAAAUAAGCAUAAAAGCAAAGCUAGAUCAGGAAUAUUAACAACGAACAUUUUCUAUGUUCUAAUUCGGGUUUGGAAAAAAAUGGCGACCGGAUCGGAUUUGAUCAAAUUUGAUGUCUGCUUGUAUAAGAAAGACGAUGUGUCGUACGAAGACUUCAUCGGAUGGGCUACCGGGCCUUAUGCUGAACAAGUGAUCCCCCUCAUGAAGAAGCAUGGCCUCGUCAAAUGGGUACAAACUGUAGUGCCUCCCCAGUUCCGCGAGCCCUUGCGCCAAAUGCUGAAGGGGGAGAUGAAUCGGCCAGGGUGGACCGUUCCCGACUACGAUCUUGUCCAUACAUACUACCUUCGCAGUCAUGACGAUUUGAAAGCACUCACUUUAGAACCGAAGUGGCACGAAUUGGAGGAAGAGGCAUCUAAGUUAUCCAAUGUGUCUAUUGGACAUUUUGUGAAUGGGUUCGAGAUUGUUCAAUUCGAGAAUAAUUACCUAGAGACCAACAAUGAAUAAUGAGGGGAGGAAGGGAGGAAGAGGGGAGAUGACAUAGCUGGAUGGAUGAUUGGGUGGGUAGAUGCGGGUGAGAAGAGGUACAUACAUAGCAGCUUAUCGAUAAGUGUUUGGCUAACGGCGCCUAAAGAACUCCGGCUGCCGGUGCUAGAUUAUUACCCCUCCGUG